Molecule: messenger RNA, 234 nt
Organism: Penicillium arizonense
Lineage: Eukaryota; Fungi; Ascomycota; Eurotiomycetes; Eurotiales; Aspergillaceae
Exons: 2
Coding region: 1-234 (77 amino acids)
Source: RefSeq, a predicted model, not a curated record
AUGGGUAUUCCACGAUGCCAACGAAUGAUAGUUGCGCUAUUUAUCGCUGGAAUACUGAUCGCAAAUUGCGAGCGAACAGUGCGCAUGAACCUUACGGCAUCUGGCAGCAAAUGGGGUUAUGGCCAGAUCUUCGCCCUUGUGGCAACGCUGCCGGCUGUCACGGAGGUUACCAAGUUGCUACUGCGGCUAGGACGAAAACCUAACCAACCUCUCAAGCGCAUGUACACUCUGUGA